AUGGAUAAGUCUUGGAUUUCAAAGCUACAUACCACACCUGAAUAUGAAAUUGGAUUAGAUAUAUUCUUAUAUUUUGCUUUUAAAAAGGUGGCUGUUGGAGAUACAAUACGAUGUCCAUGUCCGAUGUGCAGGUUUUUGAAACCGCAAACUAGAAGUGUAGUUAGGGAUCACUUACUAUGCAAACCAUUUCCCAAGAACUAUGUCGUAUGGACCCUUCACGGUGAGAGAAAACUUCCAGAGUCUUCUAGAAAUGAAUACUUUGUGCAAGAUAAGUUUCAAUCGGAUAAUAUGAUGGAAACAAUGCUCAAUGAUGCAUUUGAUAACUAUAGGCAAGAUGCUGCUAAUUUAAAUGAAACAGAUAUGAUAGCUUUAGAGGACAUACUAAAUGAAGGGACGGGAGUUGAUAGUGGUGAUUUUCGUGAGUUUCUCAAUGAUGGAAGCCAAAUAUUGCAAGAAGGAAGCAAUUACACAAAACUUGAAUUUAUAGUCAAAUUAUAUCAUAUAAAGGUCUUGUGUGGAUUAAGUGACAAAGCAAUUACUAUGAUAUUAGAUUUGUUGAGAGACGCAUUUCAACAAUUAAAUUUGCCUCAUUCAUUUUACGAGGCAAAGAAAACCAUCAAUAAACUUGGUCUUGAUUAUACAAAGAUCGAUGCAUGUCCAAAUGAUUGUAUCUUGUUCUUGGGAGAUGACGAAAAAGAACUGCAAGCACGCAAGCAUUGUGGAGCAUCUCGAUGGAAUCCUAAGAAAAAGAAGAAGCAAGCUGCAAAGGUGUUGCGUUACUUUCCACUAAAAACAAGAUUACAAAGAUUGUUCAUGUGUUCUAAGACUGCAGAGCAUAUGAGAUGGCAUGCUUUGGACAAUAACACUAAUGGGCUAUUAAGACAUCCAAAGGAUGGUGAAGCAUGGAAGAACUUUAAUUUAAUUCAUCCUGAAUUUGCCUCAGAUCAUCGAAAUGUUCGCUUGGGACUUGCCAGUGACGGUUUUAACCCAUUUGGGACCAUGAAUUCUAAAUAUAGUGUUUGGCCAGUGUUCUUGAUUCCAUAUAACAUUCCUCCUUGGAUGUGUGUGAAACACACUUCAUUCAUCUUGUCAAUGAUCAUUCCUGGAAAAUCGAGUCCUGGAAAUAGUAUAGAUGUUUACUUACAACCCCUUGUGAAUGAGUUAAAGGAGCUAUGGAAUGAUGGUGUGGUAACAUUUGAUGUAUCAAUGAAUGAAAGUUUUAGAAUGCGGGAAACUCUAAUGUGGACGAUUAGUGACUUUCCGGCUCUAGGUAAUCUGUCUGGUUGGAAUACACAUACAAGUUUAGCUUGCCCAAAUUGUAACUUUGACUCAAAAGGUUGUCGUCUUAGUAAAAGUAAGAAGUGGUGUUUUAUGGGCCAUCGUCGUUUUUUGAGCAGAAAUCAUAGAUUUAGACUAAAUCGAGUUCGCUUUAAUGGUGACAUAGAAGAACGAAAUCCUCCAUCAAAAAUAUCAGGAUCUGACAUUUUAAGGCAAACAAAAGAUCUUAAUUUUACAUUUGGGAGAGGAGAAAUGUUGGAUGGUAAUAAAAAGAGACCUAGAAAAAAAGUUCAGCAGUGGAAUAAAAGAAGUAUAUUCUUUGAACUUCCAUAUUGGGAGUUUAAUUUGUUGCGUCAUAAUCUAGAUUUUAUGCAUAUUGAAAAAAAUGUGUGUGACAAUGUCCUGUAUACUUUUCUCAAUGAUAUGAAUAAAUCAAAAGACAAUCUUAAUGCUCGAAAAGAUUUACAAGAGAUGGGUAUUAGACUUGAUCUUUGGCCUAAUGAAAAGGGAGAUAUCAUCUUGCUUUGUUUUCACUAA
Vicia villosa (hairy vetch) is the source of this 1815-nucleotide messenger RNA. RefSeq lists its product as uncharacterized. Lineage: Eukaryota; Viridiplantae; Streptophyta; Magnoliopsida; Fabales; Fabaceae. Bases 1 to 1815 code for a protein of 604 amino acids. The record is from RefSeq and is a predicted model, not a curated record. The transcript has a single exon.